This is a messenger RNA of Lodderomyces margitis, 2052 nucleotides long. Its product is annotated as dipeptidyl-peptidase III. Gene Ontology annotation, biological process: proteolysis. The record is from RefSeq and is a predicted model, not a curated record. The coding region runs from base 1 to 2052 and encodes 683 amino acids. NCBI's taxonomy places the organism in Eukaryota, Fungi, Ascomycota, Pichiomycetes, Serinales, Debaryomycetaceae. Gene Ontology annotation, cellular component: cytoplasm. Gene Ontology annotation, molecular function: metalloexopeptidase activity; dipeptidyl-peptidase activity. The transcript has a single exon.
AUGUCUCAAGGAUUAUUCUACGCCGACUCAGAAGCCCCAAUUGUCUCCUUAUCAGCCAAAAAACACUUUGACCAAUUGUCCUCACCCGACUUGCAAAAGUACGCUCAUCAUUUAUCACGGGCUUCAUUUCAUGGUUCACGAGCAGUUUUGGAUUCAGUAUCGCCUGAAAGCCCUUAUAUCUACGACUUGAUCUUACUCAUUCAUGAGAAAUUGAAUCAACCGCACUCAAAUCAAGAGUAUAUUGAGAACUUGUCUGGGAUUGACCCGCAAGAUGUGACGUAUUACUUGGAAUAUGCUGCUCAAUUCUUGGACAAUUUGGGCAAUUACAAAUCUUUUGGUGAUAGGAAAUUCAUUCCUCGUAUUGGUCAGGACAAGUUGCGUCAAUUGAUUGGCAAAAUCAACGAUGCGGAUGUAUCUGAGUUGUACGCCAAAGUGGAGAAUCAAAUUUACGAUACUGAGCGUGGAUUGUUGGGGUACCCCGACCACGGUCUUUUAUCCAAUUACUACCCCCACAGUGCCACCAUCACAAAAGCUGAAAUUGAUGCCGUGAACCAGGCGUUGUCUUCUGCAGGAAUCAUGCCCGAGAAUACUCGUGUUGAAAAAGGUGACAACCAGUACAAAGUACUCGUAGCCUCAGCUGAUCUGGUCGACCUUUACUCGAAAUUGAACUUGCAAACUGAUGACGGGGUCAAAAUCAGUUUCCAAUUUGGCGAUCAUGCAAAGGACUUUAGCAAAAUCGUACAAGAAUUGGAGAAUGCAUUGCCUUACGUUGCCAACGAAACUCAACAAAAACUUAUUACCUUUUACAUCGAAUCAUUCAGGACUGGUUCAAUGGCAGCCCAUAAGAAAUCGCAAAUUGAGUGGGUCAAAGACUUAAAGCCCGAAGUUGAAUCAAAUAUUGGAUUCAUUGAAACUUAUAGAGACCCCGCUGGUGUACGUGGAGAGUGGGAGGGUUUAGUCGCCAUGGUGAAUCAUGAACGUACUGCGAAAUUCUCGCAAUUGGUGGAAAAUGCCGGCAAGUUUAUUGCUCAGUUGCCAUGGGAUAAAUUUUACGAAAAGGAUACAUUUACUCCACCUGAUUUUACCUCGUUGGAGGUUUUAACUUUCGCAGGAUCAGGUGUGCCCGCCGGUAUAAACAUCCCCAACUAUGAUGACGUUAGAUUAAAUUAUGGAUUCAAAAAUGUGUCCUUGGGAAAUGUGCUUUCUGCAAACCCCAAGAAUCCCAAAAAGGAAGAAGUCAUUACAUUUAUUGACGACCAGGACUUGUUCAAGAAAUGGAGAGACGACGCAUUCGAAGUUCAAGUGGGGUUGCAUGAGUUGUUGGGACACGGAAGUGGGAAGUUGUUGCAAGAAACAGAACCAGGAAAAUUCAACUUUGAUCGCCUGAAAACUAAUGUUGCAACGUGGUAUAAACCUAAUGAGACUUGGGCUGGGGUGUUUGGCGCCAAUAGUGGGUCUUAUGAAGAAUGUCGUGCUGAAUUGGUGGCUCUAUAUUUGAUUCUCAAGGAUCCAACCCAAGUAUUGCCCAUUUUCGGUAUUGAUUCGCAACAGGAUCAAGACGAUGUAAUGUACAUUGCUAGUUUGUUGAUGAUUCGUGCUGGUUUAUUAGGGUUAGAGUUUUGGGACCCAGAAGCAAAAAAAUGGGGCCAACCACAUAUGCAAGGAAGAUUCGCCAUUAUGAAACAGUUGCAUAGAGCCGGCGUUUUUGAAUUCAAGCAUUCGAGUCCUGAUUUUACUGACUUGAAAAUUGUUAUCGAUAAACCCAAACUCCACGAUGGCACUGCUGUUGACGCCCUUGGUGAAUUUUUGGGAAGUUUGCAUGUUUACAAGUCCACUGCUAACAAGGAUGAUGGGUUGAGAUAUUAUCUUGAAAAGAGUAAUGUCGAGGAUGAGUAUGCCAAGUUUAGAGAUGUUGUCAUUAAGGAAAAGAAACCAAGAAAGAUUUUGAUUCAAGCAAAUACUGUAUUAAAGGAUGAUGGCUCGGUUAGUUUGAUUGAGUAUGAGGAAAGUGAAGUCGGUAUGAUUGAAAGUUAUUACGAUAGAAAAGUUUAG